AUGGCUGCCGAAGGUCAAGAAGACAUGCUCGAUUUCAACGCCCAGAAGAUGGACGAUCAAAUGGGUGAAUUGCUCGACGCCUUCGAAAACCACCCUCUGAUGCAGCCCCCGGUCGCCCAUCCCACCCUUUUCUUUCUAUUUGACUUCAUCCGCAACACCCGCAAAGAAUUGAGGGCAAUCGACAUCCAAAAGCUGCGUGAAGGGGACGCCGAAGCCAAGAAACAAAUCAUGGACGUUAUUGGUCGCAAUGGGCUUACGUCGGCCCUCAUCAACGAUACAUCGGGCAAAUUGGCGAUUAUGACGGGCAGUGAUCCAGGGAAUCCAGUGGAUUUUGGGCCGGAUAUCAAGGACAAGAUUAGGGCGUUGGGGCCGGAGAAGAGAUCUGUCUAG
Molecule: messenger RNA, 390 nt
Organism: Talaromyces marneffei
Lineage: Eukaryota; Fungi; Ascomycota; Eurotiomycetes; Eurotiales; Trichocomaceae
Exons: 2
Coding region: 1-390 (129 amino acids)
Source: RefSeq, a predicted model, not a curated record